Molecule: messenger RNA, 779 nt
Organism: Sinocyclocheilus grahami
Lineage: Eukaryota; Metazoa; Chordata; Actinopteri; Cypriniformes; Cyprinidae
Exons: 5
Coding region: 117-743 (208 amino acids)
Biological process (GO): signal transduction
Cellular component (GO): membrane
Molecular function (GO): GTPase activity; GTP binding
Source: RefSeq, a predicted model, not a curated record
AACCUCACCCUCCCUCCCUCCCUCCCAGAGGCAAGCAGCUCUUUCACAGGCGCAGACGGACUGACUGACUGGCUGGAGCUGGAGCGGAUUGCUGUAGUUAACGGACACACUGCACAAUGCGUGAAUACAAGUUAGUAGUCCUCGGAUCAGGAGGUGUCGGCAAGUCUGCGCUGACUGUUCAGUUUGUCCAAGGGAUCUUUGUGGAAAAGUAUGACCCCACAAUAGAAGACUCAUACAGAAAGGCAAGUUCUGCAUCAUUUUUAUUGUGCAUAAGUUGUCAAACCAAUGUCUUUUUAAUGUUUUCCAGACUCAAAACCCAUUUUAUUGUUUUCUUACCUUUUCCUAGCCCAGCACAUUCUGACAGUGUUACUUUAAAAAAACUGCUCUGUACUCACUAUGAAUAUUUUGAGUGUUUUAGAGAUUUUUUUUUCAGUUUUGUCUGUCAGUACCUCAACUCCUCCGUACACUAUCUGAACACUUCUCCUCCUCACUUCACCUCCUCUUUCUCUCCCACUCAGGAACAAUUCACAGCCAUGAGGGACCUGUACAUGAAGAACGGCCAGGGCUUUGCACUAGUAUACUCCAUAACAGCACAGUCCACCUUCAACGACCUGCAGGACUUGAGAGAACAGAUUCUGCGGGUCAAAGACACGGAUGAUUUUCAGUACCAGUAUCUGCUUUUUCACACCCACCCUGAGCCCUCAUGCUCGCCAUCGUCAAUAAGGGUGACCUUUCAGCUGUGAAGAGGCUCGUCUUCCCUUCUUGUCCACCUCUCUCUA